Penicillium griseofulvum is the source of this 1458-nucleotide messenger RNA. RefSeq lists its product as uncharacterized. NCBI's taxonomy places the organism in Eukaryota, Fungi, Ascomycota, Eurotiomycetes, Eurotiales, Aspergillaceae. The transcript has a single exon. The record is from RefSeq and is a predicted model, not a curated record. Bases 1 to 1458 code for a protein of 485 amino acids.
AUGCAUCUUGUGCUACCACCAGAGCCAACACACACAGAAGCACCUUCUGUCUCUGCCAUGUCGCAAGAUUCGCCUUUCGCGGGUUCUGCUCAAGCUUCCACUUCUUCUCCCACCUGGUUGAAUCCUGAUACUUCCACAGCCGCAACCAGUACAUCCGCAUACUCUAGCUUUCCCAGGGCAACGGGUGCCACUCCCAUUUCCCCACGCGUCACAUUCAAUCAAUAUGCCAGCACCUCCUCAUUUAACCAAUCCUCACCAACUACAAAUGCACCGGAAGUCGACGGUGCAGAACUCUCUCGGCGUAUUCGCACUUUACGAGAUCACAUUCUGGAGAUCGAGGGUCAACUGCACCGACGUGUGAUGCCAUCUAUGGAUAAUAUCAUUCGUACACGGAAUGAGCUUCUUGAAAUUCAAGAUAGACGACCCGCGGGACAACUCCCUGUACUUGGUGUGGCGGAACUGGUUACCCGUAUUCUUGGUGCUCAAGAACGUGCACGCCUACUGGAAUUUAUCCAAGCACAGAAUUUGCAGACAGGCAUUAGUCAGAAUUAUGUCCCCGCCAAUUCCCCAACCAGUUACCAAGCAAGCCACCAAACAAGCCAGCAAGCAAACGUCACUCAGUUCUUUAUGUUGGCCUCGCCAACGGGGGAGGACCAUAGAAGUUUUGUCAUACGAAGAGACUCCGCAUCCCAACUCGCAGCACAGCCGGCAGUCUCGCCUAAUACAGCCCCCGCUAACGAACCUAGCGCCCCUCAAGCACCUCCAGCAUAUCAAGUGCCUCAGCCAUACCAAGCGCCUCAGGUACCCAUCCAAAAUGCAGCGGUAGUCCAGAACGCCCUCCGUCAAGCAAUGCUCAACCAACAGCGCCGAGGCAACAACAUCGAGCAUGCUGGCCUGGCACGACACAUCCGCCGUAUCUGGCUGUUCACUCGUCUGUGGCUAUUCUGUUAUCUCACCAGUGCCCCUGGUACCUGGAGGCGUUACAUCUUCGUCAGCAUUGCCUUACUCGUGACAUUCUUUUCCGAGACCAAUAUCCCGCGACAGUUUGCGACUCUGGUCAUCAGUCCUGUCCAACGCCAUCUCGAGGGCCUCACUCACGCCGGUGGCCCGGCAGCUCGAGCCACUCAAACAGGAGCCAAUGACGCUGCGGCGUCCAAUAUUUGGGACCAGCUCCGCCACGUGGAGCGGGCCCUUGUUUUUCUUUUUGCGAGUCUAGUUCCCGGUCUUGGUGAAGGGCAUGUCCGCGCUCGCGCUGCGGCAGAUCAAGCUUUCUUGGCUGAGCAGGAGCGUCUGGCGCGGGAACGUCAGGAGCAGGAGCAAGAGCAGCUACGGGAGCGGGAGCGCCAGGAACAGGAACGGGCUCAAACUGGCGUUGUGGAGGGCGCUGGAAACGAAGGUGCUCAACAGGAGGUCCCCGCGGCGAGUGCACAGUCUGGACAGGAUCCAGCAGAGAACUGA